UUUCGAAAUCCCCACAGCGCCACCCAAGUCGCAAGAUGGCCCGUAGCACUUCCCCGUCCCCUCGCCGUGAGCGCAGCCUCUCGCCCGCCGGCCGCGGUGGCGACGACCGCCGGUCGCGCUCGCGCUCGCGCUCGGGCCACCGCAACGACGGCCCCAAGCGCAUGCGCGGUACGGCCGCCCGCUGGAACGAGAAGGGCUUCGGCUUCAUCAAGCCCGAGGACCCGUCGCAGAACGACGUGUUCUGCCACUUCACGUCGAUCCAGGACGGCAACUGCCUCCACGAAGGCGACACCGUCGAGUUUGAAAUCCGGUUCGACGAAGCCAAGGGCAAGGACCGCGCCGAGAACGUGACGGGCGGCCGCACCGAAGACCGCCGCGUCGGUGGCCGCUCGGGCGGUGAGUGCUACGACUACAAGCAGGGUCGCUGCCACCGUGGCGACUCGUGCAAGUUCUCGCACGACGGCGGUGACCGUGGUCGCAGCCGUGACCGCUAUGACGACCGCCGCUACGACGACCGCCGCAGCCGUGACCGCUACGAUGACCGCCGCGGCCGUGAUGAUCGCUACGACGACCGCCGCGGCCGUGACCGCUACUAAGCGGUCAUGUGUUUUGCGUAGGUCUGGAAACACCCGAGCAGCUCCAAGCAAAGAAGACGCGACAAGAAGGACGUAGUGUGUGACUUGGCUUAAAUCCGUUCGGGGUAUAUAUUUUCCUUUAUCCACCGCCCCCAUACCCGGCCGUGCGCACUGCUGUGUCGACGUCCCGGGUUUCCUCCUCGUUCCGUUCUCUCGCCGCCUCUGCAUCCUGCACCACAACGCGACGGCUACCUCUCGGUGCGGCGACUCUUCACCUCUCAUCUCCACGGCGCUGGGCGUAAUCGAACCAACAUGAAUCAUCCUCUUCUGUAUCA
Messenger RNA from Saprolegnia diclina VS20, 910 nucleotides. RefSeq lists its product as hypothetical. The transcript has a single exon. The record is from RefSeq and is a predicted model, not a curated record. Lineage: Eukaryota; Oomycota; Saprolegniomycetes; Saprolegniales; Saprolegniaceae. Bases 36 to 596 code for a protein of 186 amino acids. Gene Ontology annotation, molecular function: nucleic acid binding; metal ion binding.